AUGGAUCCAUUAAGCAUUGCGACGAAUGUGCUCCGGAUCAUUACGACUUUCCUCGGAGCUGCCAAAGGCCUGAACGACAUACGGAACAAAUGGAAGCACGCGCCCGUUACCGUGCGAUUCCUCUGUUCCCAGCUCAAACUCAAUGGGACCUUACUUUCGCGGCUGCAGGCACUACUUCUUGACGAAACGAAUGCUGUGCACGCGGACCCAGACUUGGUCGAUACGCUCGAUACGACUCUGAGAAGCUCUCUCGUGCUGGGGGUAUGUCUCGGGAAGUACGUGUCGAAGAUCAUGAAGGGCGUCCACGGUGAUGGUAGCAUGAGCUCGAAAGCCAAAUUUUGGACUCUGUGGAAUGAGGAUGAAGCCAAGGACUUAUUGGAACGACUGCAUCAAAACCAUACUGCGAUCAACAUGUUGAUCGGCCCGCUGAACAGGUGA
Alternaria novae-zelandiae is the source of this 438-nucleotide messenger RNA. RefSeq lists its product as uncharacterized. The record is from RefSeq and is a predicted model, not a curated record. The transcript has 2 exons. Lineage: Eukaryota; Fungi; Ascomycota; Dothideomycetes; Pleosporales; Pleosporaceae. The coding region runs from base 1 to 438 and encodes 145 amino acids.